Messenger RNA from Recurvomyces mirabilis, 594 nucleotides. RefSeq lists its product as uncharacterized. Gene Ontology annotation, molecular function: structural constituent of ribosome. The record is from RefSeq and is a predicted model, not a curated record. NCBI's taxonomy places the organism in Eukaryota, Fungi, Ascomycota, Dothideomycetes, Mycosphaerellales, Teratosphaeriaceae. Bases 1 to 594 code for a protein of 197 amino acids. The transcript is spliced from 2 exons. Gene Ontology annotation, cellular component: mitochondrial large ribosomal subunit.
AUGUUCGGCGCAUUCAAACCAUCAGCGCCACUCUCGGGAGGAUUGUUAUGGAAGAUCCCAUGGCGGCUUUCACCACCUCAGAAGCUACGGCACCGUCGUCGUAUGCGCCGAGUCGAUAAUGUAGUCUCAGUGCUAGACACGGCACUCAAGAGACAAGCUGUCACCGUCGUUCCACCUUCCUCAAGACCACAACAUAGCACCACUUCCACCGACACUGCACCAGCACAAGCACCUACACAAUCCUCAAGCAACAUCAAAGCGACACCUUCGGAGCUAUUACAGACAGCACAGGGCCAACGCAUCCUCGAGAACGAAGCAACACAAUCCCAGCAACAGCUCCGACACGGGCGAGGACCACGACAAGGGGAAGUCAUGCCUGGAUCAUCACAUACGCGAACAGGAGAUGCGGCGCGAAGGGAAGGAACAAUCAAGCUUAUUGAGCGAUGGAAGGUGGAUAUGCCUACAGAGCAAGAGAUGCUGCCGAAGGACAAAUACACCAUGUUUGAUCGUAAGGCGAGAGGAUACAGGAAAGGUGUGCACAAGUUGCCAAAGUGGACGAGGGUCAGUCAGAGGCUGAACCCACCUGGAUUCUGA